Messenger RNA from Paramacrobiotus metropolitanus, 1316 nucleotides. RefSeq lists its product as uncharacterized. The record is from RefSeq and is a predicted model, not a curated record. NCBI's taxonomy places the organism in Eukaryota, Metazoa, Tardigrada, Eutardigrada, Parachela, Macrobiotidae. The transcript is spliced from 4 exons. The coding region runs from base 1 to 999 and encodes 332 amino acids.
AUGUCCGAUGGGAAGUUUUACUACGUUUAUCCACGGAAAACGGUUCAUGUGCCACGUCUGGCGCUUAAACGGCCUCAAGCUGGAGAUGUGUGGUAUCUGCGACUGCUUUUGAAACAUGUACCGUGUCGAUCAUUUGAAGAACUUAAAACAGUAGAGGGUCGAGUGUGCGAAUCUUCUGCAGAAGCUGCCACUAAGCUGGGACUGUUCAAUGACUCAACUGAGAGUAAGCUCUGUAUGGAAGAAGCGGUUGCUCAAUUUUGUAUUCCGUGCCAACUACGAAUUCUGUUCUUUCUGUUAAUAACAGAAGGUGCACCAGGGCCUUCGCUGUAUGACGCUUUCAAAAUUGAACCGCUCAACGAGAAUACAUUGGUCGAGAGAGAACUGGCACGAUAUGAUGCGAAAGACACAGAGAGCGUCCACCAAGCUAUGUUAGGGCAGCUGAACAAGGAUCAACGAAAGAUCUACGAUUUCAUCGUUGAAAAAAUUCAGAGCAAGAAAGGUGGAUUGAUCUAUAUAAAUGGCGCUGCAGAUACAGCAAUAUUGUCGCUACGGAACUAUCAGGUGGACAGUCUGAAUGAUGACAUAUUUAAUGAUCUGCCAGGCCGCGCUGGGACUCUGCUCAGCUACGAUGAGCUUGACUCAACUGACGGAUCUUCUAAUCACUUUGACGAUGGCCUCAACGAAGAUUUCUUGCACUCAUUAAAUGAAAACAAUGUUCCUCCCCAUGAGCUAAAAGUUAAAGAAGGAAUGGAGUGCUAUUUGUUACGCAACAUAUCUCCAGAGGAUGGGCUACUGAACAACGCUAAAAUCAUCGUUUUGAAAUUUACCAGAAACGUUUUAACAGCCAGAGUUGUUGCAACAGGAAAGGUUGUGUACAUUCCCAGGAUUCAGUUCACACUUAAAAUAGAGCGCAAGAAUUUUCAGAUGAAACGAGACAAUUCCCUAUCCGUCCGUCUUACGCAAGAACAUUUAACAGAGCCCAGGGAGCAACCCUUAUGAAGUGUGUGUUAGACUUACGUGAUGCGCCGUUUGCCCAUGGACAGCUUUAUGUAGGUCUUAGCAGAGUUCGGCACAGAAACGACAUUUUGAUUUUACUGACUGAAGAACAAGCUAAUUCUGUCUAUCCCUUAAGAACUCGGAAUGUGGUUUUUCAUGAACUUCUAGUAGAGAGUGAAUAAAAGCGAAUGCGAUGAAAAAAAUUAAUAUGCUGUAGUGGUUAGAAUAUAAGAACUGACACCAAAUAAUUAAGAUGAUGUAAUUACACAGAAAAUACGGUAAUAAUAUAACUAAAACGCUGUCCAAUAACAAUAAAAUUU